GAACUGAGCGAACCUUGGGACUGCCGGAAGUUCAAUUACCUCCAUAGAAUAGCUUCCACUUCAGAGCAGCAGUCUAGUCUAGCCUGAGAAUUUGGGGGAAUCAUAACUCCCGUUCGUGCGGGAUCAAUCUUCUCAUUAGCGCAACAUCCUUCGCUGGACUUACGUUGCAACUCUCCGCUCCAGCGCCUAUCCGUCCAGUCGCCGCGCCCUUCGCCUUCGCCCCCCUGCCAUCAUGGCGGAAGCCGCACUCGCGCACGGCUCCGCCGUAGCCGCCGCGCAGGUAGCGCUGGGAGUGCGUCAAUCGCGGGCCGCCGUAAAUCACCGUCUCGAAAGUUCCCUAUCCAGCAGAGCUGCAAUCGCGAGAGUAUCAUUCGCUAGCGACGCUGGCGCUGGCGUGCGGAGUGAGAGCCUUCGCGCGGCAGUAAGGCGCAGCGGAGGCCGCAGCCGGCGCGUGGCGGUGGCGUCGCUGGCGGAAGAGGAGCGCGAGCUAGAGGCGGUGGCGGCACUGUCGGACGAGAACUGGGCGCGCAUGAGCGCCACGUGGAGCCAGCAGGUCCAACUGGACGAGAAAGAGAAGCCUCUAGCGGAGUACAUGACCCUGCCCGCCUCCCAGUACUCGGUGCUGGACGCGGAGCGCAUCGAGCGCGUGGACGGCAGCACGUUCCGCUGCUACGCGCACCGCGUGAAGUUCUUCACGGUGGAGGUGUGCCCCGUGCUGCUCGUGCGGGUCGAUGAGGAAGCAGAUGGCUGCACGAUUCGGCUGCUCUCUGCCACGCUGGACGGCUCGCCCAUAGUGAAGGAGCAGAAUAAGAAGUUCCGUGCGUCCAUGGUCAACCGGGUGCGGUGGGCGCCUGACCCCUCCUCGCCCUCCUCGCGACUCAUCAUGUCACACACCACGCUGCAGAGCUCAGUGGAGGUGCCAACAGCCUUCCGGGUGAUUCCAAGGGACGUCAUUGAGAGUGCCGGCAACAAGCUGCUGGAGCAGAUCCUCAAAGUGGCUGUUCCACGCUUCUUAGACCAGCUCAAGAAGGACUAUGCGGCGUGGGCUGCAGGGGACACCUCCAGAAAGCCCCUCGGCACAGGAGAGUUGUAACAGAAAGCAGGGUUGUAACAGAUACAAGGGUGGAACUUGAAACUGCUAUGAUUGUGACGGUAUGGGGGCUACCCUGCCUGUGCUCCUGGUGACUAACCAGCGUGUGAACAGACUCACGAUCAUGGCACACACAGCUAUGGCUGCUUUCAAAAUAGAAGCACAGUGUGUACUGUGCAGUGUGCACAUUGCAAGAGUGUUAAGUGGUCAUUAGUCUGCAGAGUAUGAGGUCCAGCUGACCGAAAUUGGGUGAAGGUGCUGGAAGGUUGUCUCACAGUAGAAAUAGUAACUAGAAUGAAGCAUACAGGUUGAUUUUGUUCAACUGGUUGUACCCUCUAAGAUCAUGCACCUAUGUAGCUUAUUAUUGUUGGAAAUACCUCGAAGA
Closterium sp. NIES-67 is the source of this 1475-nucleotide messenger RNA. NCBI's taxonomy places the organism in Eukaryota, Viridiplantae, Streptophyta, Zygnematophyceae, Desmidiales, Closteriaceae. The record is from the annotation of a GenBank genome assembly.